UUUAUUAUUUUACUUUAUUUUUUUUUUUCGAAUAAAACGCCUGUAAAUAACUAUAUAAAAAAAAAAGCUUAUUUAUUUGUGUUUGCAUAUUUAAUAUAGACACGCUUUAAUUAUUAUGCCGUUUUUCCCGGAUAAUUCAUUUCGAGAAUUUGUUCAACAAUACAAGGAACAUAUUAAAGAAAAAGAAGAAAGUAAUAAGGAUAAUUGGGAAUUUUAUGUAAAGAAUAAAGACUUUACCGUCUAUCGUCGACCUGCUCAUGAUCGUAAUCCGAAUUUAUUUGAAUAUCGUUCCUUUGGUGGAUGGGAUGAUGUUGAAGCAGACAUACUAGCCCAUGUCUAUCUCGAUCUUGAAUUUAGAAAGAAAUGGGACAAGAACAUGCAAUCUCAUCAAUACUUUCAAGUGACGACAAGUACAAAAGAGAAUGAUUAUAAUGGAAAUCAUUUUGAAAUGAAAUAUCCAUGGCCACUUGCGAAUAGAGAUUAUGUGUAUACCAUUGAGCGUAAGAUAGUAAAGGAUAAAAAUGAAGGUAAAGAAUAUCAGGUGAUUCUCGGAGAAUCAUUACCUUCAAACUAUUUUCCUGAGCGUAAAGGUGUCAUUCGUAUUGAUACAUAUAUGCAGAACAUAUGUAUUACAUCAACUGAAAAUGGAAAAGGAUGUAUUGUAUUUAUGGAUUAUUUUGAUGAUCCAAAGGGUAAUAUACCAAAGUCACUUAUUAAUUGGGCUGCAAAGACAGGUGUUCCAACAUUUAUUAAUAAUUUAAAAGCAGCUUGUCAAGAAUAUAAAAAAGAACAUCCAGAUGGCACACCCCCUUUAGAUAAACCUAAUAUUAUUGAACUCUAAUAAUCACAGUAGAACAAACAGCAGCAACAACAGCAACAACAGCAAAAAGCCCUGAUAAAUUACGUAUUAUUAUUAACUUGAUUUAGAAGAAGAAU
Cokeromyces recurvatus is the source of this 936-nucleotide messenger RNA. RefSeq lists its product as uncharacterized. Bases 116 to 841 code for a protein of 241 amino acids. NCBI's taxonomy places the organism in Eukaryota, Fungi, Mucoromycota, Mucoromycetes, Mucorales, Mucoraceae. The record is from RefSeq and is a predicted model, not a curated record. Gene Ontology annotation, molecular function: lipid binding. The transcript is spliced from 2 exons.